This is a messenger RNA of Apis florea (little honeybee), 4088 nucleotides long. RefSeq lists its product as uncharacterized. Gene Ontology annotation, molecular function: protein binding. Lineage: Eukaryota; Metazoa; Arthropoda; Insecta; Hymenoptera; Apidae. The record is from RefSeq and is a predicted model, not a curated record.
AGGCGUGCACUUUUGCAACGAGGAGGGACGGAGGGGAAGAGUCGAGUGGCCGAGCGGAUACAGGCGUGUCACUUCCGUACAGUUGCUCCGUUUCUCGAGUGUUGCACGGAGGGGUGGCGAUGCUGGAGUAGUUCAUUUUCGUUUGUUGCGACCACUCAUAGAUAUAUAAUAUAUAUAUAUAUAUAUUUUUUUUAACCUACGUUGAAUCGAAGUAUCUUCUCUUUUCGCGAGAGAGAAAGAGAGAAAGAGAGAGAGAGGAUAGAAAUGCUGUAGGGCGAGAGAAGGAAGAUCGAAAUUCGAGCGUGUAUGGUGGAUUAUGCGUGAUCGUGGGAAGGAGGAAGUGAGGUAAAAGUGUUUUUUCGAGGCAAAAGCGGGCCGGCGAGCGAGGGGGCUCCGGGAUUCGAGCAACAGGAAAAUACGAGCUCGAUGCCGGAGGCUUCAGGGUCAGAGGUGGCCGACGAGUCGGAUUAUUCGAUUUUCGAGAAUAAGGCCGGCUUGGCCGAGGAUAUGAAGUUUCUGGCAAGUAUGCCAGAACUAUGCGACGUGACCUUCCUCGUCGGUGAUACCAAAGAACCUAUUUGCGCUGUGAAGGCUGUUCUAGCGGCCAGAAGUAGAGUUUUCCAGAAAAUGUUUUACCAAGCGCCAAGUCCACAGCGUAAAAAAGAGCCGGCACCGAAAGAGAAUAAAAUCCGCCUGUUUCUAAAGAGAAGCUCGGAACCGUUGUUGAAUCUGCAGAAUGCAGCGCAACAGCCGAAUCAACAUCAUACGGUGAUCAUCGAGGAAUUUGAACCUGAUGUGUUUCGCCAGCUGAUCGAAUACAUUCAUACCGGAUGUGUGACAUUGCAGCCUAGAACAUUAUUGGGAUUGAUGAACGCAGCUGAUUAUUACGGAUUAGAACAACUGAGGAAAGCUUGCACCGGAUUUGUGCAAUGUUGUAUAACAGUGGACACGGUGUGCGCUUUAUUGGCGUCAGCUGAACGAUACAUUCAGUACAAAUGUACAAAAUCCUUGGUUCAUAAGGUAUUUGAAUUCGUAGACGAACAUGGCAACGAAGUGUUGAAUUUAGGCUCGUUCACCCUUCUCCCUCAACAUGUAGUUCGUUUAAUCCUCGCUAGAGAAGAGUUGCGUGCCGAUGAAUUUACCAAAUUCCAAGCGGCCUUGAUGUGGAGCAAGAAAUAUUGCGACAGCAAUCAGAAUCAAGAUCUGAAGGACGUGAUAGGCAAUUUUCUGGAGUACAUUCAAUUCCACAAGAUUCCUGCAAACGUGCUUAUGAGGGAAGUUCACCCUCUGGGCCUGGUACCUUCGGGGAUCAUAGUGAACGCGUUGGCCUAUCAGGCAGACCCGACCAGUGUCGACCCCGGAAAGCUCUCCCCCCACAAAGUGAAGCACCAGGACCGUAGUCUGUCGGUGCAAUCCUCGUUGCAGGACCAAUUCGGGAGCAACACGUCACUGAGCUCGACCGGGUCAUACGAGGGGUCCGACGAGAAACAGCAUUCAGGUAAAUACGGCAUAGCGGAGCAGGAAAUACGGGAGAAGGAACAGUGGCAGAAGCACAGGCAGGAAGAGGAGGAUCUGCAACGGCUGAUCGAGCAGAGGAGUCAGUAUCAAUCGAUGAGGCAGGACGAGGUGCAACGGCAGCACGACGAACAGCUGAUCAGAAGGCAGGAGGAGGAGUUGAGGAGGCAGGAGAUGCAGGAGGAGUUCGAGAGGAGGCAGAAGAGUAUGAAGAAGAAGAAGCAGGAGGAGGAGUUGAAGAGGAAGAGGGCGGAGGAGGAAUUGAAGAGGCAGAGGGAGGAAGAGGAGCAGAGGAAGAAGCAAGAGGAGGAGUCGAAGAGGCAGAGGGAAGAGGAGGAGAAACGGAGGAAGCGGAGGGAGGAGGAAGAAGAGGAGAAAGGAGAAGGAGGGAAGAAGGUGGAAGAUGUGGCGAAGCUGGAGGACGAGAAGAAGAAGAAACGAUUGGAAGUGGAAUUGAGGGACGAGGAGGAAAAGAAGAAUUUGGAGAAACAUCGAAAGGAGAAGGAUCUGGGGAAGGCAGAUCACGAGGAAAUUCCACAGAAGAGAUUGAAAAGUGAAGAAGAUGAGAGACGUCAGGAAUUGGAGCAGCGAUUAGUAACGGCGAUCAAAGAUCAGGAUCGAGAAGAAUCAAUUGUACCAAAAGAAGAGGAGAAAUUAGGUGGGCAGCUGGAGGAAGAAAGACGAAAGCAGGAAGAGUUGUUGAAACAGCAAAAGGAAGAGGAGCAACGAAGAAUUCGCGAAGAAAAGAAGAUGCAAUUACAGCUGGAGGAAUUGAAAGCUCAUUGGACGUCGCAGCAGGAAGUAAUGUUGAGAAUGCAGGAGGAAGCGUUGCAACGACAGAUAGAGGAAAGAAGAUACGAGGAUCAAUGGGAGAGCAGACAAUUCCAGCAAUUGCAAUUGCACAUAGAGGGUCGAAAACCUGAGGCAGAGAAGAAGUUGGAGCAAAGACAGACAUCGGAACGAAAAAGAGGGAGAAAGAGGAAGGAGGGAAGAGUGGAGAUUAGGGUGCACGAAGUUGAAUCGCCGAAGCGUGAACAGCAACUUGCAGAUGGCGUUACUGGUUUCUACAUAAAGAUAGUCGUGAGACAGGAAGGCAGAGCCAAUUUAGUUUGGUUGUUCAAAACGCACAAAUUUUGAAUGAUUCUCGUUUCUCAACUUCUUUUCUCGGUUUGCCACUGCAAUUAAAGUUUAUAAUUGAUUGAUUCUUUUUCGAGGAAGAAGAAGAUUAUUCCAAGGUAUGACUAUCAUUCUUCGUAUCGUUUAAAUUUUCAUCUCACAAAGAAAUUUUCACUUUACGUGUAACGAACCGUUGUUUUUCUUUUUUCUUUCCUCUCUUUUUUUUUUAAAAAAACAUCAAUAUAAUUUUUUAUCGUUGUAUUAUACACAGAUUACAUUUAAGAUAAGUGUAAAGAGAUGUUCACUCAUGAUGGUUGUUAAAUCCAGACCGAAUGUCUGUACGUAGAUAAGGUACGUGCUCAUUGUUGAAGUGAUUUAAUAGAAUACAGUUAAAUCUUACUGCGAUAUAUCAUUAUUUUAAGGGUAUAUUUAUAAUUUGUACAGUCUGUGAGGUCUCUAAAUUCAACCGGAGAAUUAUGAGUUCCGCUGCUCAAAAAGAAAUUGUCAGAAAAUUAUGCGCUCGAACCUAUUUACUUCUAAUGAAAUUUCCAUUGUUAAAGUAUCAUUUACGAUUCGAACGAUUGAUUUAUCCUAGGGAAUUAUCCGGGAAACUGAUUCAAAAUAAUUCUCCGAUUGCUUCGAGCGGUGUACCAACAUGAAACGUAACUGUUAUCGACACCGAUUUUACGAGUGUUAAUUUUACAACUGACACAUUAACGACUACUUAUAUACAAUAAUUUACAUACGCUGCCUGUCUCUGAAUUCCCCGGCCACUUCUUCAAUCUAAUCAUUAUCAAUUACGCGGUGUCACGCCACUAAUGAAAGAACACGACUUUCGUCGACAUCAAUCAAACUUUCCUGUGAAUCAAGUAAUUUCAUAAUAACUUAUUAUUGCUCUUAGCCUCGAAUUUUUUUUAUUCUUAUAACAGCUGUUAUUAUGAUAGACUGUCUGAGAUAUAUUUUACGCCAAGCAUCUCGAACAUCCAUUUUCGAUCAUUCGAAAAAAAAAAAAAUCUGUUUUUCUAUUUUCCGUUCGCAAAAUUGGACUAUCUAACGUAAUCAUUUCUCAAUUAUUUUUAUGAUUAGCGAAUCGAUAACAAUUCUUUUUUCUAUCAUAUAUGAUUUUUUAAAGAAGAUUCAGAAUUAAUUUUGAAGAUGCGUGUCUUUGCUUUGAGUAAGAUCAUCUUCGUUUUAUUAGUGAUGGAUAAUAAUUAUUGGAGUAUACGUAAAAAAAAAAGAUGUAAAUAAUAUUAAAAAUUUACUGUACAAUAAAAAUUACGAAAAAUUACCCUUCGUUAUCGUAUUAUUUGUGACAAGAAAAUUUUUAUCAAUCCACAUAUAGCGGAAAUAAAUUAAAAUAUUCGUGUUACAUGGUCCAUUCUAUAGUAUAGCAAGUGUUACGAUAAAAAUUGUCGAAAACGUCACAAUAAAAAUUAUCGAUCGUUAAGAAUUAAAAA